This is a messenger RNA of Pantherophis guttatus, 9552 nucleotides long. Lineage: Eukaryota; Metazoa; Chordata; Lepidosauria; Squamata; Colubridae. The record is from RefSeq and is a predicted model, not a curated record.
CCAUCGCUAAAGCCUCAGUGUCAGAUUUCCUUAGUGAUCCGGACCUUCUUUCUACAUAACUCACUGAGGCUGAAAUUCAGACUGAAAACAGUUAAUUUGUCAUGAAUCCAGAAGGACAAGGAAACAUCCCUUGCCGAUGAUAUAAAAUGGCAGCCACAGUGCAACAAAAAAAGGGGCAACAACUGAGACAAGUUCAUAUUGGAAGAAAUCCAUUCUGUCCUCAGGAAUCAAAUCAUCAGAGCAGGCUGGGUGAUUCAGCUUCAAAAACAAUGAAACUAAAGUCAUUUGUUGUCACAAUAGCACUUCUCCUUCAAAUUUCCAUGGUAGGAGGGCAAACAUUUUGUAAUAGAUCCUUGAUGUCUGAAUGGAAUACCCAGCCAACAUUACAUACAGUGAAAUGGUCACUGAGCCAAGACAUCUGCUCCAGCUUCUUCACAGAAUGUUGGAAUAUUGAUUCGUACCAUGGAAGCAGUACUGCAGACAACGUGCCUCUGAGAUUAUCCCAGAUUUGUCCUCUGCAACUUCAGCUGGGAGAUGUGCUCUUUGUUUCAUCGGAGCCAUCUUUUCAGUCUUAUGGCAUGAACCUGGCAAAUGUUUCCUUGGAAGAAUUUAUUCGAUGCCCUCAACCAAGAGAUGUCCAUCAGCAUCAGCUUCUAUUUGACCAUGGAUUAAAUGGAAUGCAUCAAAUUGUUCCCAAGUGGCUUGGCGUUGGAACACAUUACUUUGCAGAGGUCCCAAUACGAGGACCACUUUUAUGUCAUUUUGGACUUCGAUUGAAUGUGACAGUGAAGCCACAUGCUUGUCAGAAGUUUUCAAACUCAACGUUUUGCUCUGGUCAUGGCAAAUGUUUAAGUCAUAUCUGGGAUGGAGCCUAUCAUUGCCACUGUAGUCAUCCCUAUUCUGGACAGUUCUGCCAAGAAAUUGAUAAGUGUUCCAGUAAACCUUGCCACAAUAGCGGCAUCUGCAUUAGCAGAAAGAGCCAAAGAGAAGAUGCUGAAGAUUCAUAUGAAUGUAUUUGCCCCCCCUCAUUUACAGGAAGAAACUGUUCAGAAAUAAUUGGGCAGUGUCAGCAACAUUGUUGUGGCAACGGUAGCUGUAGCAAUACUUCUCCAAAUACUUUUAGAUGCCGAUGUGAUAAAACUGCUACAGGUCCAUUUUGUGAAGAGACCAUGAAACCGUGUAGUUCUCAGCCAUGCCAGAAUGAAGCUGUAUGCUACAACAAUCCUUCCGGGUACAGUUGUGCCUGUCCUCCCGGAUUCCUUGGGCCCAAUUGUGAAACUGAUAUAAAUGAGUGCUUUUCUGGACCAUGCCAGAAUGGAGGCAUAUGUCACGAUCGGCCAAAUGAUGCGUCAUGUACCUGCUUGCCAAUGUUCACAGGUAAAUUCUGUGAAAAGUCGGUGACCCUUUGUGAACCUUCUCCCUGCCUAAAUAAUGGCAGUUGCAUAGAUGAGGUGGAGAGCUAUCACUGCAGGAAUUGGUGGACAGCAUUAGAAAAAAAUAUUCAAAGCUGCAUGCCAAGCUACACUGGAAGAAACUGUGAGGAAGUAAUUGACUACUGCAGGUUACUCAGCAUCAGCUGUCUGAAUGAAGGAUUGUGUCUCAAUAUAAUUGGAGGAUUCAGUUGCCUCUGUGCUCCUGGAUGGACUGGACAAUUUUGCCAAUUUGUAGAAAAUCCCUGCUUAAUUUAUCCAGCCAAUUGCCACCCUGGAGCUACUUGUAUUGAUAUAAGCCAAUCAAAGUUGCAACCACAGACUAAAUGCUUGUGUCUACCUGGUUUCACAGGAACUUUCUGUGAGAUGGAAAUCAAUAAAUGUGACAGUAAUCCCUGCAAAAAUGGAGGCUCCUGCAGAGAUAAUGUAGGCCUGUAUAAGUGCAUCUGUCCAUUGGGAUUCCAAGGUCAGCAGUGUAAAGUAAAUAUUGAUCCCUGUUUGUUUCACAAUAUAACUUGCAACUCUGGAGCUCAGUGUGUGGACAAACCUUAUGACCUGGCAUAUAUAUGCAGGACAGCAUGCAAGGAAAAUUCAGAGCCCUGUGUGAAUGGAAGAUGUUUCCAUGAUGAAGACAACCAGAAUUAUCUAUGUGUUUGUGCGCCUGGGUGGACAAGACCUACAUGCCUGGAAAAUAUUAAUAACUGUGAAAUGAGCUGGUGCCAGAAUGGAACUAUUUGUGAAGAUGGAAUCAAUGAAUACAGGUGUUUGUGUCCUGCAGGUUAUUCUGGGGCAUUCUGUGAACUUGGCUUAGACAUGUGCCUUCACCAUUGUUGCUCAGACCAUGGCUUUUGUGUAGCUAAUCAGAAUAAUUACACCUGCCACUGUGUGCUUGGCUACGAAGGACCAUUGUGUGAAGUGGAAGCUAACGAAUGUUCAAAUUCACCCUGCAAAAAUGGGGCCACCUGUUUGGAUUUAAUUGGCCACUUCUUGUGUCACUGUGCCACCGGCUUCAAAGGUGAAACAUGUAACAGGACAGCAGAGCUAUGUGCUGAUGGGCCCUGCAGGAAUGGUGGUACUUGUGAAGAAACUGUAAAUGGCUUCAAAUGCUCCUGUCUAUCAGGAUUUGAAGGUCUGAACUGUGAAAUCAACUUUGAUGACUGUUCCCGCAGCUUCUGCAAAAACAAUUCAACGUGUUUAGAUCUGGUUGAAGAUUACACUUGUGUUUGUCCUCCAGGUUUCACUGACAAAAACUGUUCAAUGGACAUUGAUGAAUGUGCCUUCAAGCCCUGCAAAAAUGGAGCCAGUUGCCAUAAUUUGAUUGGCAAAUUUUACUGUAACUGCUUGCCAGGUUUUCUGGGUGAACUCUGUGAAUCAAAGGAGGAUAGUUGUCUCUCCCAGCCCUGUGGAACUACCAGCCUCUGUCAGGAAGACCUGGAUGGCUAUAGCUGUUUCUGUGCACCUGGUUUUAUAGGUGUGAACUGUGACAUAGAAGUGAAUGAGUGCCUAAGUGGUCCAUGUCACAAUGGGGCUACGUGCAUCAAUCAGCUUAAUGCUUUCAACUGUCUGUGCUCUAGUGGAUUUGAAGGUACACUUUGUGAAAUCAACACAAAUGAAUGUCACUCCAACCCUUGUAUCCAUAAUGGAACCUGUAUGGAUCUUAUCAAUGGAUAUAGCUGUAUCUGCUUAUCUGGCUUUGCUGGUAUUCACUGUGAAAGUGAUCUAGAUGAGUGUGCUUCUUUCCCCUGCAAGAAUGGAGGCACCUGCAUUGACCAGCCCGGUAAUUACUCCUGCCAGUGUGUGGCUCCAUUUAAAGGUUCCAACUGUGAAUUCAAACCCUGUGAAGGUGGUAAUCCCUGUGAAAAUGGAGCUGCGUGUCUACAAGAGCUAGACUUAACUGCUUUUCCUCUUGGAUUUCAGUGCCAGUGCAUAAAAGGCUUUGCAGGACCACGCUGUGAGAUCAACAUCAAUGAAUGCAGUUCCAACCCUUGUAUGCACGGUUAUUGCUAUGAUGUUAUUGAUGGCUUCUACUGCUUUUGCAACCCUGGGUAUGCUGGACAAAUAUGUGACCAAGACAUUGAUGAUUGCAUCAUUAAUGAAUGCAAACACAAUUCGACCUGCAUGGAUCUUCAUCUGGGUUACCAGUGUAUCUGCCAGCCUGGCUGGGAAGGGCCAUUUUGUGAAUCUGAAUCUAAUGAGUGUAACUGUGGUCUGUGUAAAAACAGUGGAACAUGCAUUGAUCUCUUCAAUGACUUUCGAUGUGUAUGCACAGCAGGCUGGACAGGACAACAGUGCAAUGAAGAUAUAAAUGAAUGUGAAUCUGCACCCUGCUUGAAUGGAGCAACCUGCUAUGAAUCCAUUGUCCCUGGUCAAUUCUUCUGUGCUUGCCCUCCAUUUUAUAUUGGAAAAAAAUGCCAGUAUCACCAUAAUCCAUGUGAUGCUCCCUACAAUCCAUGUAGAAACAAUGCUACUUGUUUGGCCCAAGUUGAUGGGAAGCCGUUAUGCAUCUGUCAAAAAGGAUUUGAAGGUACUUACUGUGAAAUUGACAAUAAUGAAUGCAUCUCCAACCCAUGUAAGAAUCAAGGUCACUGUGUGGAUGGGGUAAACAGUUAUAGGUGCUUUUGCAGAGAUGGCUUUUUUGGGAUACUGUGUGAAGGGGAGAUUAAUGAGUGCCUAUCAAGUCCCUGUGCAAACGGCGGAACAUGCAUAGAUCUCACAAACAGGUUCCUUUGCAACUGCCCUGUUGGCUUCUAUGGGGCAUUCUGUGAAGUGGAUAUAAAUGAGUGUGAAACGGUUCCUUGUUUGCAUGGAGGAAGUUGCUUCAACAAGCCUGGAGGCUACCAGUGUAUUUGUGAUUCUGGUUUCACAGGUAAGCAGUGUGAAGUGGAUAUAGAUGAGUGUGCCUCAGCACCUUGCCUCAACAAUGGAACCUGUGUUGAUCACAUCAACUAUUACAACUGUCAUUGCCAACGUGGUUUUACUGGCAUAAAAUGUGAAACAAAUACUGAUGAAUGUUCCUCAACACCUUGUCUUCAUGGAAGAUGCAUUGAUCUCAUAGAUGGAUAUCGAUGCAGCUGUGUUCCUGGGUGGACCAGCUCAAGAUGUGAACUUAAUGUUAAUGAAUGUGAAUCAUCCCCUUGCCUUAAUGGUGGCUCUUGUCAAGAUUUGGUCAAUGCAUUCGAGUGCAUUUGCUUGAGUGGAUACAGAGGUGAAUUUUGUGAGGUGGAUAUUGACAUUUGCACUGAACUGCUGCUGAACUCAUCCCUCUGCUUCAAUGGAGGGAAAUGCAUUGACGGCCCUGGAAGAACUUUUUACUGCAGGUGCCUCAAUGGAUUUUCUGGCCAAUUUUGUGAAAUAGACUUGAAUGAGUGCAGCUCUUCUCCUUGCUUACAUGGCUCAGUCUGUGAAGAUCUUAUUAAUGGAUAUUUCUGCAGAUGUCAGAAAGGCUGGGAAGGGUUCAGAUGUGAAGAGGAUAUCAAUGAAUGUGCAUCUCACCCUUGUGUACAUGGAAUAUGCAUCCAGAGGGAACCAGGCCUGGGUUACACCUGUUAUUGCACAUCUGGAUAUGUGGGUGAACACUGUGAGCUUAAUUACAAUGACUGCUUAAUGAAAACCUGCCCUGCUGGAUUUUUCUGUGUGGACGGAAUCAACAGUGUCUCCUGUUUGCCUGAGGCCCCCAAUAAAGUCCAUAGUAACUCUAGUAUGGAAGGGGUGUCUCCAACCCAACCACUGGAGAGAGGACUCUCACAAGCUCAGCCAAGCUACUUGUCUGGUGAUGUUUCUGGUCCUCAAAGGUUCACAGAUUUUAGCUAUAUUCAGUACCAGGGGAAUUCUUAUAUGGAAUUUAGAGGGAUUACUUUGCGUCAGCACAAUAGCAUCAAUUUACAAUUCCAGACCUUUGGCUUCCACGGCCUCCUUCUCUAUAUUGAACAGAAGCCAACAACAAUGGGCAACUUUGUUAUUCAGCUUUCUAUCCAGCGUGGUAUCUUAGAGUACCAAUUCAAAUGCGAUAGCGGAGAUGAAAUUAAAAAGAUCAGUACUGAUAUCAGGGUGGAUGAUGGACAGAAAUAUGAAGUGCACAUUAGGCAAGAUCUGGAAACACGUGAGGCUGUCGUGACUAUCCCAGGAAUUACUAUGAAAAGGUCCAGAAUCGGCAAUCCCUGGUCAUCUCUCAUUGGGCAGCCAACAGGACCAAUAUUUAUAGGUGGCCUACCACAUCACUAUGCAAUAAAGCAGGUAGCUGGAUCCAUCUACAAUUUUACUGGCUGUAUAGAAGUUACAGAAAUCAAUAACCUGGGACCUUACACCUUUCCUAAUGCUGUGGAUAAAAACAAUAUUGACAGCUGCAGAUUUCCUGCCUCUGAAAAGAAUGCGGCAACUCUUUUGGGUCCAGGCCCUGAUUCACUCAAGGCAGUUUUGACAUCAACUGCUCUCCCAGCUUUAUUCUCAGUCUGCCAAGAGGACUUGUGUUGUAAUGGAGGAAGUUGCCACCAGAUUAAUCUUCCUGAUGGUGUGACCUCAUUUCGAUGUGACUGCGCUCUUCAUUUCACUGGGCGUUUCUGUGAAAAAGAUACAACGUUAUUCUUCCCAUCAUUCAGUGGAAACUCCUAUUUAGAACUACCUUCACUAUCCUCCCUGUUGGAGGAUAGAUUUGCAUCAGGGCAAGAACGGAACAAGGUGACAAUCUACUUGACUGUGAAAACAACUGCUUUAAAUGGCACUCUCCUUUACGCUAAUGAUGAAUUUUCAGAAGAACAUUUCCUUCAUCUUUACCUCAUGAAUGGGAAGCCAACUGCUCGAUUUGGCUGUGGCCCUUCUCCAAACAUUUUGACAGUGACUGCCAAUCACUCCAUUAACAGGGAUGUCCUUGUACCGAUCACACUAAGCUAUAUGUUGUCUUUGGGCAGCCCUGAAGGUUAUUGUCUGAUUGAAAUGGCUGCAGAUGAAAUUCCUUCUGUCCAUCAGAGGACCUCUCUGCCAGCGCAAAUGACUCAGCUUAUCUUUGGGCCAAUAUUCCUUGGAAAUGUCCCUUCUCAUCGCAUAAACAUUCAUCCAAAUUCUGGAAAGAUUUAUGGCUUCAGGGGCUGCAUCAGAGAGUUGCAAGUCAACACUCAAGAACUCUCCAUUAUAGAGGAAGCAUUGGAAGGACAGAACAUUGACAACUGUAAUAUUCCGGUUUGCGACUAUCAUCCAUGCCGCAAUGGUGGUACAUGCACAAGUGACACAGAGAACUGGUUCUGUGAAUGUCCUCCUAGCUAUUCUGGAAAAUUAUGUCAGCUUUCAAACUGUGAGCAAAAUCCAUGUGGGAAUGGAGCAACUUGUUUUCCUAAAUCCAAACAGGAUGUUGUGUGCCUCUGUCCAUAUGGAAGAACUGGAAUUCUUUGUAACGAUGCCAUUAAUAUAACCUCUCCUAGCUUCAGUGGAACAGAUGCUUUUGGCUAUACCUCGUUCCUAGCAUAUUCAGCAAUUCCAAACAUCAGCCUAUGCUAUGAAUUCCACCUGAAAUUUCAGCUGGCCAACCACAACUCAUCGCUACAAGACAAUCUCCUCUUUUUCACUGGUCAGAAGGGCCAAGGUCUUACUGGGGAUGAUUUCCUAGUGUUGGGACUGCGAAAUGGUAGCUUGGUGUACAGUUACAAUCUGGGAUCUGGAAUCGCAACUAUUACUAGUGAACCACUUGAUCUGACACUUCUCAUUCACACAGUCAGCCUUGGCAGAUUUCUUAGAAGUGGCUGGAUGAAGGUGGACAAUCAAAAAAACAAAACUAUUACGUCACCAGGAAAGUUGACGGGACUCAAUGUUUUUAGUCAGUUUUAUGUAGGAGGGUAUAUUGAAUAUAUUCCAGAAUUCUUACCCAAAGGAUCCAGUUUUAAGAAUGGCUUUCAAGGUUGUAUUUUUGACCUCCAAGUCCGGGCUGGAAAGGAUCAGGAGUUUAAAGCACCAGGAAUUCCAGAAGGCCAUCCUAACACUGGUCGCAAUGUAGGACAAUGUGAAGUGUCUCCGUGCCAACUGAUAACAUGCAGAAAUGGGGGAACAUGCAUGGAAAGUGGCUCUGCGGUAUACUGUCGUUGCUCUUCUGGUUGGACAGGGGCUUUCUGUACAGAAAAAAUGUCAAUGUGUGAUCCUGAGCACAAGUCCCCGCAUCAGUGCAAGCAAGGUUCCACCUGCGUCUCCGUGCCUGAUGGAUACAACUGUCACUGUGCCUUGGGAACCACCGGCACAUAUUGUGAACAAGCCUUAACCAUUAGUGAUGCGUCAUUCAGCAACCGCAAAUCUUCCUGGAUGUCAUUUGAGCCCUUCAACAUUCGACACAAAGUUCAUAUCUGGAUGCAAUUCCAGACCUUUUCAGGAAACGGCAUCCUCUUUUACACUGCUCAGCAUCUGAGCUCACGAUCAGGGGACUUCCUAAGUAUCACCAUGGCAAGUGGAUAUAUACAACUACGUUACAACCUUGGGGACAGAACAGUAGUUUUACAGACAUUCCAACCUGUCCAUAGCACAAAUAAGACCUGGCUUUUAAUUAAAGCAGGAAGAGUUGGUAACGAAGGCUACUUGGAUCUUGAUGGAAUCAACGUAACUCAGAAAGCUACUAAUGGCAUGACUUCCUUAGAUACACAAACUGAUUUCUAUGUAGGAGGACUACCUUUCUUAAACUUGGUUAAUCCCAGGGCAAUUAAGAAUGAGCCCACUGGCUUCACUGGCUGCAUUAGGGAGAUCUUUGUCAAUGGCAAAGAAUUAAAACUCAACGAGAAAGGAGCGAAAGGUGGUUCUAAUAUAGGAGACUGCGAUGGAACACCCUGUGGCUAUAGAGUAUGUAAAAACAAUGGGAAAUGUAAAGUUGUAGAGUCUGAUUUCUCUUGUUUGUGCCCCAAGCAAUGGAUAGGGAAGACAUGUGAGCGGUCUAUUUAUUGUUCACAUAGUAAGUGUCUCCAUGGAAGUGUUUGUAUACCCAACCCUGUUUUAUUUUCAUAUACGUGCGCCUGUAAACUUGGCUGGACAGGCCUGUGGUGUGAAAAACAGCUCUCAUUUUUGAUUGCAAAGUUCACAGGCAAUUCAUACAUCAAGUACAUUGAUCCCAAUUAUGAAGAGAGAGAUCUCAGAUUUACUAGGGUCUCUUUCAAUUUUACCACUGGUCAAAUGGAUGGUUUGCUCCUUUGGUUAGGAAAGGCUGAAGACGAAGAUAAUGACUUCCUUGGAGUAGGACUUGAAAACGGAAUGCUAAAAGUUGUAGUUAACUUAGGAGAAAGAAUUGCCGUCCCUCUUAUUCACCAAAGAAAGAUGCUGUGCUGCAGAAAAUGGUAUUUUGUUGACAUUGUGCAGAACUGGACUCUCAUUGAAGUGUAUCUUGAUGAGGAACUUGUUCUUUUUGAAGAUCUGGAUCCACAGAGAAAAUAUACAGUUCUAAACUAUGGGGGCAUUUGCUAUUUUGGAGGGUUUGGACUUGAUAGGAGAGUAAGUGCUGUCACCUCAGGACUAUUUAAGCAAGAACUAAUUGGUAAAAUAAAGGAUGUUGCCCUUUUUCAGGAUUCAAAAAAAAUAAAUCUAACUAAGGCACAAGGAUAUAAUAUAUAUAGUGGAGAUAAGGACUAACCAAGUAAUAGAGACAAGGCUGUAUUGUUUAUUUAAAUUUGUUAUAGUAGCUCACUCUGGUAGACUAUGGGCAAGCAGUUAUAGAUCAGGGGUGUUAAACUCAAUUUCGUUGAAGGCUGCAUCAGGAUUGUUUGACCACAUGGGGCCAGGGUGGGCAUGGCCAGCUCGACGUUACUCGCAUCAGGGGCGCCUGUGGUGGCCCGAGCACUCUGCCAGCGAAAACAGGCUCCCAAAAGUGGAGCUCACAAGGGCCACCCGCGGUCCUCCCGAGCUCCAUGUCCUGCAACCCUCUACCAGCGAAAAUGGAGCUCGCAAGGACCACCCGUGGCCCUCCCAAGCUCUGUUUUCACUGACAGAGGCACCGUGGGCCAGUCCUUCAGUUUUCAGAUCUAAGCACCCCAUGGGCUGGAUCCUGUCCCAGGCCUUCAAUUUCACACCUGUUAUAGAUGGUCCAUAAUAGAACACUUGUAAUUUGCAGCCUAUUGCUUGUCUGAUUUAUUUUUUACAAAAUAUUAAACUCAACAUGUUGCUUUCA